Molecule: messenger RNA, 3867 nt
Organism: Sesamum indicum (sesame)
Lineage: Eukaryota; Viridiplantae; Streptophyta; Magnoliopsida; Lamiales; Pedaliaceae
Product: putative cyclic nucleotide-gated ion channel 14
Biological process (GO): transmembrane transport; potassium ion transport
Cellular component (GO): membrane
Molecular function (GO): voltage-gated potassium channel activity
Source: RefSeq, a predicted model, not a curated record
GCGUUGAGAUGGUUCAUGCAAUUUGGUCUUUGAAUUAAUACUGCUUUUGGUGUUUACCCAGCUCUAAUGUAUAGAGAGAAUUGCAAAGUCGAACUUUGCUUUCAAACUGUAUGAAGUAAAUGGAGAAGGUUAGACUGCCCUUAAAAUCUUUUGAAGUGGAAGGUGGAGACGAUGUUUGUGGUAAUGGGAGCGGUGAGGUGGUUUAGGGGAUAGAGGUCGACAGAGGUGGGAUGAAGGGGUGGUUAUUGUUAAGGCAAAAAUAGGCUGGGGAUAGAGAUUCUAAACCAAGAUUUGAUGUCCAUGGGCUAUGCUUACAGAUUUGAAUUUUUAGUAUAUAGUUUCAUCAUCAUGUGCGUGGAACGUGCAUAAAACGGAUAUGGCGCCAAAAUCAUCGGCUGCCUCUCAAAAAUGUGAAUUUGUUACACGUGCGCAUCUAUCUCCAACUCUCCACGCCCAGAGUUGGUUCUCAUAUCAUAUAACAUUUUACUAUUUUCACAACAUCCAAUUUCCAGACUACCUAUGUAUAUAUCCUAUAACCGAACAGUUCGAAACCCCUGUUCUUUUUUAAAAGAAAAAUAACUAUUAAUUAUUUAUGAGCUAUUACAACUAAAUUUAUCAUGAAAUGUAUCCAUUUAACUUAAUGUAAUCUAUUCCAUAUAUAAAAGAAAUGGCACGAUAUAUCACACACAAACAGACACACACACAUAUAUAUAUUAAGUGAAAUAAAAAAAAAAUUAUUAGAUGUGGAACAGAAAACUUAUUAUAUAUCUUGUUAAAUUAGAGAAACCUAAUAGCACCAAUAUGUACAGGCAGUAAUGAGGAAGCCGGAAUGCUGAAUUAAGGUUGAUCGGACCUAGACAUUUGUGCUUAGCUAUAACAAUACGACAAUAUUAUAAUGAAGUGAAUGUUGGUUAAACCAAAUUAUCAGGCUUGAACAGCCAGGGGUGUGUACUAAUAAUUAGUUUUCCAACACUAAACCAUGUGUCCAACUCUUGCAACGAUUUACCACUGUGCAUCAGUUCACAACUGGACUCACUGUAAUAAAAUCUUACCCCGCAAGCCCAAUCCCGGCAAUGUCAGUUUCUAAAGUUAAUGACCAGAGAUUCUUUGCCUGGAAACUCUGCUGUCAUAAUAAAGAUCUCUUCAGGCAGCAGUAUUUUUACUGCUGCUGUUGCAGUUAAGAAUUUCAUCGCAGUCAAUGUAGUCUGUUAUGGCCUUUACGUCCACCUUCUGUCUCAGUCUCAGUUACUGCAGGAAUAAAAUAACUGAGCAGUAGCUGUUUCUUUUCCAACCUUUUCAUUAAAGUCAACCGUGGACAACAUAAUAAUUAGGUCCCAUUCAUCCGCAAGAAGACACUUUCAGGAUUUUGGGCUUUCAUUUUCACCCUAAUCACACUGGAAUUUGGCCAAUUCUUGCCAUUUUUCAUCUGACAAUGAUUGCUUGAAAGACUUGGAAAUAAUGGGUUCAAGAAGUUAUAUGGGAGUAGCUUUUGUUUAUUCUGGAUGCAUUUAGUAGUUCUACUCUUGUACACUAUCUGCUGCCAAGAUUUCAAGCAUGGAAUGCAAGAAAGAGAAGCAAGUUAGGUUUCAAGAUGAAGAAAAACAGAAUCUUGAGGUGUUCAGGGAGAAGAAUGGGGCUCAAGGCCGUGAGAAGCAACUGCCUCUGUAUAAAACUUCAGCCCCUUUGCGGAAAUCUGAAGGUGGAUAUGCAGACAAGAUUCCUAAGUUUGGCAGGUCGAAGGUUUUCCCAGAAGGUCAUGAGCCAGAGAAGAAGACAGUCCUGGACCCUGGAAGUGAGACUGUCUUGAAAUGGAACAGGAUUUUCUUGUUUUCUUGUUUGGUGUCACUCUUUGUGGAUCCCUUGUUUUUCUACCUGCCUUCAGUUCUAAAUCAACACAAUUCUUCAUGUAUGCAUAUAGACAUAAAUUUGGGGAUAAUCGUUACCUGUGUUCGGACAGUGGCCGAUAUAUUUUAUCUGUUACAUGUGAUUAUAAAGUUUAGGACUGCUUAUGUGUCUCCUAGCUCAAGGGUGUUUGGCAAAGGUGAACUUGUUAUGGAUCUGAACAAGAUAGCAAAGAGGUACUUGAAGUCUGAGUUCUUCAUAGAUGUGAUCGCCGCUCUGCCUCUUCCUCAGAUUGUAAUAUGGUCCAUACUACCGGCAAUCAGAAGCACCCAUGCUGACCAUACCAACAAUGCGCUGGUGCUAAUCGUCCUGCUACAGUAUAUUCCCAGAUUAUAUCUGAUCUUCCCAUUAAGUUCUCAAAUUAUCAAGGCUACUGGAGUUGUCACAAAGACAGCCUGGGCUGGUGCAGCAUACAAUCUGCUACUAUACAUGUUGGCAAGCCAUGUGUUGGGGGCUGCCUGGUAUGUGCUGUCAAUCGAGAGACUUGCAAUAUGUUGGAAAUCGGCUUGCAAGGCUGAAUUUAGAAGUACUGGAUGCUCUCGUAAUUUCCUGGAUUGUGGUACUUUGACCCACAGUGACAGAGCAAAUUGGGUGAACAGCACGCUUGUCUUCACAAACUGCAAUCCUGAUAAUACUACUUUCUUCAAUUAUGGAAUAUUUGGAAAUGCUGUUGCAAAGAAUGUCGUCUCCUCUGAAUUUCUGAAGAAGUACUUCUACUGUUUAUGGUGGGGUUUACAGAACUUAAGUUCUUAUGGUCAGACAUUGUCGACAAGCACUUUUAUUGGUGAAACCUUGUUCGCCAUACUCAUAGCCAUCUUGGGGCUUGUUCUGUUUGCCCAUUUGAUUGGAAAUAUGCAGACCUAUCUGCAAUCUAUCACGGUGAGGCUUGAGGAGUGGAGGCUUAAACGGCGAGACACUGAGGAAUGGAUGAGGCAUCGUCAACUCCCAGAAGAUCUGCAACAACGUGUCAGGCGCUUUACACAGUAUAAAUGGCUAACCACAAGAGGAGUCGAUGAAGAAUCUAUCCUGCGUGCCUUGCCCACAGAUCUCCAUCGUGACAUUAAGCGCCACCUUUGUCUAGACCUUGUUCGUCGUGUCCCCUUUUUCUCUCAGAUGGAUGAUCAGCUUCUGGAUGCAAUAUGCGAGCGUUUAGUUUCGUCCUUAAGCACCCAGGGGACUUACAUUGUUCGUGAGGGUGAUCCUGUGAGUGAGAUGCUCUUCAUCAUCAGGGGGACGUUAGAAAGCUCGACCACCAAUGGAGGCCGAUCGGGAUUCUUCAACUCCACAACAUUGAGGCCUGGUGAUUUUUGUGGGGAGGAACUGCUGUCAUGGGCUUUGCUUCCGAGGUCUACACUAAACUUGCCUUCUUCAACAAGAACUGUGAAAGCCCUAAGUGAAGUGGAAGCAUUUGCACUAAGAGCAGAGGACCUUAAGUUUGUGGCCAACCAAUUCAGACGGCUCCACAGCAAGAAAUUGCAGCACACGUUUCGGUAUUACUCCCACCACUGGAGGACGUGGGCUGCCUGUUUCAUCCAGGCGGCCUGGCGUCGACACAAAAAGAGAAUGCUGGCGAAAAGCCUAAGCAUGCAGGAGUCGUUUAAUUCAUCACAUGACGAGGAAUUACCUGAUGAAAGUGAUAAAGAGGAGGCACCAAAAACCGUUGAUUUGUCUCAGGUGAAACAGAAUCUGGGAGUGACAAUACUGGCAUCAAGAUUUGCUGCCAACACAAGGAGAGGAGCUCAAAAGAUUAAGAACGUUGAAUUGCCUAAGUUGCAGAAGCCUGAGGAGCCAGACUUCUCAGCUGAUCCUGAUGAUGAUUAGCCCAACUCUACCUUACUCAAAGUAACCUGAACAUCACGUCUUGUUCUGUUUCUCUCAGACUGUCAGACAUUUCAAGGUGCAUUUCACAGUAAACUCAAAAGACAAGAUGCACACGAGUAUUUUUCUGUCCAAACGAGGCAGGAA